Parathielavia appendiculata is the source of this 1396-nucleotide messenger RNA. Its product is annotated as adenylate kinase. The record is from RefSeq and is a predicted model, not a curated record. Lineage: Eukaryota; Fungi; Ascomycota; Sordariomycetes; Sordariales; Chaetomiaceae. The transcript has 4 exons. Bases 273 to 1100 code for a protein of 275 amino acids. Gene Ontology annotation, cellular component: cytoplasm; mitochondrion. Gene Ontology annotation, molecular function: AMP kinase activity; ATP binding. Gene Ontology annotation, biological process: ADP biosynthetic process.
UCCGCCUGACCUCCCCUGCAGCCGCCUGGAACCCGCGUUGCACUUCCGGCCAAGAAAAAACGCCUGCCCGCGGCAGCCAAGUACAAUAACAUUCCCAUCAAAAUUUCGGGGAGCCAACCUCUUGAUCCUGCACCGCACCCUCCUCUUCCGGGCCGACCUGUGGUCAAUUGCGCUUCCCCUUUUUAUCCUAGCUCGUCGUCCGGCUUUGGAACUCACCUUUCGCCCGGUUUCCGUUCCUCGCCCCGAUCAAACCCCAACCGAUACCGGACAAGAUGGGAUACCUCGACGAUGAAGUCAAGCGCCUCCAAGGCAUUAUCGCCAACCUCGAAGGCCGGGUACAAGCCCUGGAGACCAGGCAAUUUGGCGGAAGCCAGAAGAAGACGGCCGAGGAGAUCCGCAUGAUUCUUAUCGGCCCUCCCGGUGCUGGCAAGGGGACACAAGCGCCCAAGAUCAAGGAGAAGUUCAACUGCUGUCAUCUGGCCACCGGAGAUAUGUUGCGGUCCCAGGUCGCCAAGAAGACGCCUCUCGGCCGGGAAGCCAAGAAGAUCAUGGAUGCGGGCGGCCUGGUCAGCGAUGACAUCGUCAUCGGCAUGAUCAAGGAGGAGCUGGACAACAACAAGGAGUGUAAGGGCGGCUUCAUUCUCGACGGCUUCCCCCGCACUGUCCCGCAGGCGGAGGGUCUCGACAAGAUGCUGCGUGAGCGCAACCAGUCGCUUCAACACGCCGUGGAGCUCAAGAUCGACGACGAGUUGCUCGUCUCGCGCAUCACUGGUCGCCUGAUCCACCCCGCCAGCGGACGCAGCUACCACACCUCCUUCAACCCGCCCAAGGUGCCCAUGACGGACGAUAUCACCGGCGAGCCGCUGAUUCAGCGCAGCGACGACAAUGCCGAUGCCCUCAAGAAGCGCCUGGCCACCUACCACAAGCAGACCACACCCGUCGUCGACUACUACAAGAAGACGGGAAUCUGGAAGGUCAUUGACGCCGCCCAGCCCCCCAAUCAGGUUUGGAAGAGCCUGCUGGAUAUCUUUGAGGGCGACAAGGCCAAGGCGGGCAGCGCCGGCAGCGGCAUUCUGAGCAAGCUCGCGCCCAGCUCGUAGAUGGGCGGCGCGGGCGUGGACAGAGUUGGACAGGAGAGCGGGACCGAGACCGAAAGGAGACCCGGUGUUCUGAAGGCGUGGGAAAUCGACAUGCUGCUAUAGUUUGGCCGCGGUUGAUGAUGAAAGCGGCCCGGUUCACGGCCGCCCUCCCUUAAAGCCGAAGACGGGGGGUCCUUUCCAGGCAUCGCAAACUCGCGUCGCUGCCAACCCACAUCCGAUCGACGGACCUCUUCGACAUGCCAUUGGCAGGACUUACGAAAACUCGGCGUAUACCCAACGUCAGGCCGGCGGGUCCC